AUGUGUUCUGCUAAAUCUAAUGUUGAUCUAAUCAGCAACUUGAGAGCGUCUAAACUUAUUUCAAGUGAUGCAGUUGUAGCCGCUAUGAAGAAAGUUGAUAGAGCCAACUACGUCAGGAUCAAAUCGGCUGCUUAUGAAGAUAGUCCACAGUCUAUUGGAUACUCAGCUACAAUUAGUGCACCACAUAUGCAUGCGCACGCUACAGAGAAUCUCCUCGAUUAUUUGAAACCGGGUUCGAAAGUAUUGGAUGUCGGUUCUGGCAGUGGAUAUUCUUGCGCUGUAUUCCAUCAUCUAGUUGGACCUACUGGUAAAGUUGUCGGUGUUGACCACAUAGACAAACUCGUAGAAUUGAGCGAGUAUAACUUGAAAAAUGAUGGAUUAGGUGAUAUGCUUGAUAGUGGGGCUAUAAAAAUGGUUACAGGUGACGGUAGACAGGGUUAUGCAGAUUCUGGACCGUAUGAUGCUAUACAUGUUGGCGCUGCAGCACCAUCUAUGCCAACCGCACUCGUACAACAGCUCGCCCAACCAGGUCGUAUGUUCGUCCCUGUGGAGAAGAAAUCUGGAAAUGGCCAGUCGAUCUGGCAGGUCGAUAAAGAUGAUAAUGGUGCGUUACAUUACGAAGAACUCAUUUCGGUGAUGUACGUGCCAUUGACAGACAGGAAGCAACAGAUUGAUUUUUAAUUUUCUAAACACUUUAUGAUUUAAUAGUGAUUUCAUU
This is a messenger RNA of Wallemia mellicola CBS 633.66, 718 nucleotides long. RefSeq names its product protein-L-isoaspartate O-methyltransferase. The record is from RefSeq and is a predicted model, not a curated record. Gene Ontology annotation, cellular component: cytoplasm. Gene Ontology annotation, molecular function: protein-L-isoaspartate (D-aspartate) O-methyltransferase activity. The transcript is spliced from 7 exons. Gene Ontology annotation, biological process: protein modification process. NCBI's taxonomy places the organism in Eukaryota, Fungi, Basidiomycota, Wallemiomycetes, Wallemiales, Wallemiaceae. The coding region runs from base 1 to 681 and encodes 226 amino acids.